GAACAGGAGCCCAGUUCUCACCAAACUUCCAUUAAGGACUUGUGGGCAGGAGGGAGCAGUCGGAGGUGGCAGCAGCCCGAGCAGCAGCCGGGAGCUGGGAGCCGGGGCAGGGAAGGCAGGAGGGCACGGUUCACAUCGGUCCGAAGCAGGGGCAGGAGGAGCUGGGCAAGGCUUACGGGACGCCGAGGCAGGAAGCCAUGGAGCUGCAGGGACCCCGAGUGCCCCUGGUCGCCCUCUCUUUCUUCCUGGGCUACACGCUGGCCGCCGCACGGGGCAAAGAAGUGGUACUAUUAGAUUUUGCUGCUGCUAAAGGAGAAUUAGGAUGGCUGACGUACCCCUACAACAAUGGUUGGGACGUGAUGCAGAACAUUAUGGAUGACCAGCCCAUCUACAUGUACUCUGUGUGCAAUGUCGAAUCAGGUGAGCAGGACAACUGGCUGCGGACCAACUGGAUCUACCGCAGCGAAGCUGAGAAGGUCUUCAUCGAGCUCAAGUUCACUGUGCGAGACUGUAACAGCUUCCCGGGCAGGGCCACCUCCUGCAAGGAAACCUUCAACCUGUAUUAUGCCGAGUCCGACGUGGAUUAUGGCACCAACUUCCAGAAGCGCCAGUUCAAGAAGAUCGAUACCAUCGCCCCCGACGAGAUCACGGUCAGCAGUGACUUCGAGACCCGCAAUGUGAAGCUGAACGUGGAGGAGCGUGCGGUGGGACCCCUGACACAGAACGGCUUCUACCUGGCCUUCCAGGACAUCGGGGCUUGCGUGGCCCUCCUCUCUGUACGCAUCUACUACAAAAAGUGCCCCGAGAUGCUGCAGAGCCUGGCCCGAUUCCCAGAGACCAUUGCCGGAUCUGAUUCAGCCAACCUGGCCAAGGUGGCUGGCACCUGUGUGGAGCAUGCAUUAGUGGCACCGGGUGGCGAGGAGCCCACGAUGCAUUGCAAUGUUGAUGGAGAGUGGCUGGUGCCCAUCGGGCAGUGUAUGUGCGAGGCGGGCUAUGAGAAGGUGGAAGAAUCCUGCCAAGCCUGUUCUCCUGGCUCCUUCAAGUCUGAUGCUUCAGAUAGAUCCUGUACCCAGUGCCCCCUGCACACUCUGCCUUCCCCUGAGGGUGCCACGAUCUGUGAGUGUGAAGAGGGCUAUUUCCGAGCUGCAGAGGACCCUGCAUCCAUGCCCUGUACCCGUCCUCCCUCUGCCCCUCAUCACCUCACUGUCAUUGGCUUGGGGGCCAAGGUAGAACUUCGUUGGAAGGCUCCCCAAGACACGGGGGGCCGGGAAGAUAUUACCUACACUGUUACCUGUGAGCAGUGCUGGCCCGAGACUGGGGAGUGCCAGCCCUGUGAGCCCACUGUGCGCUACUCACAGCCUCCCCAUGGACUGUCUGGCAACAGCCUGAUUGUCAGUGACCUAGAGCCCCACAUUAAUUACACCUUCGCUGUGGAAGCCCGGAAUGGCGUCUCAGGCCUUGUGGCCAGUCGGAGUUUCCGGACAGCCAGUGUCAGCAUCAACCAGACUGAGCCCCCCAAGGUGAAGCUAGACAGUCGCAGCACGACCUCCCUGAGUGUGUCCUGGACUAUACCUCUGAGGCAGCAGAGCCGGGUCUGGAAAUACGAGGUCACCUACCACAAGAAGAAAGACACCAACAGCUACAAUGUUCGCAGGACAGAGGACUUCUCCAUGACCCUGGAUGACCUGAUGCCAGGCACCACCUACCUGGUCCAGGUCCAGGCCCUAACUCAGGAGGGCCAGGGGGCUGGCAGCAGAGUCCACGAGUUCCAGACCCUCUCUACUGAAAGUUCAAGCAAUGCGGCUGUGAUCGGUGGCAUCUUGGGUGGCCUGGUCCUGCUCCUGGCCCUGGCCCUGGCGGGGCUUUUCAUCCACCGAAGGAGGAAGAACCUGCGGGCUCGACAGUCAUCUGAGGAUGUCUAUUUCUCUAAGUCAGAACAACUCAAGCCCCUGAAGACCUACGUGGACCCCCACACCUAUGAGGACCCCAACCAGGCUGUGCUGAAAUUCACCACGGAGAUCCACCCCUCCUGUGUCACUCGGCAGAAAGUGAUUGGUGCAGGUGAAUUCGGGGAGGUUUUUAAAGGGUCACUGAAGGCUUCAGGGAAGAAGGAAGUGCCUGUAGCCAUCAAGACCCUCAAGGCAGGCUACACAGAGAAACAGAGGGUGGACUUCCUGAGCGAGGCCAGCAUCAUGGGCCAGUUCAGCCAUCACAACAUCAUCCACUUGGAGGGAGUUGUCUCCAAAUAUAAGCCCAUGAUGAUCAUAACAGAGUACAUGGAGAAUGGUGCACUGGACAAAUUUCUCCGGGAGAAGGAUGGAGAGUUCUGUGUGAUCCAGCUGGUGGGCAUGCUCCGGGGCAUCGCAUCGGGCAUGAAGUACCUAGCCAGCAUGAACUAUGUGCAUCGGGACCUGGCCGCCCGCAACAUCCUAGUCAACAGCCAGCUGGUGUGCAAAGUGUCUGACUUUGGACUCUCCCGGGUCCUAGAGGAUGACCCCGAGGCCACCUACACGACCAGCGGUGGGAAGAUCCCCAUCCGAUGGACAGCGCCGGAGGCCAUCUCUUACCGAAAGUUCACCUCAGCCAGUGAUGUAUGGAGUUACGGGAUUGUCAUGUGGGAGGUGAUGAGCUAUGGAGAGCGGCCUUACUGGGAGCUGUCCAACCAUGAGGUGAUGAAAGCCAUCAAUGAGGGGUUCCGGCUGCCGGCGCCAAUGGACUGCCCCUCAGCUAUCUACCAGCUAAUGAUGCAGUGCUGGCUGCAGGAGCGCACAAGAAGGCCCAAGUUCCCUGACAUUGUCAGCAUCCUGGACAAACUCAUCCGGGCUCCAGAGUCUCUUAAGACCCUGGCAGACUUUGACCCCAGGGUGUCCAUCCGACUGCCCAGCACAAGUGGUUCCGAGGGCAUUCCCUUCCGCACUGUGUCUGAGUGGCUCGAGUCCAUCAAGAUGCACCAAUACACAGAACACUUCAUGUCAUCCGGCUACAAUGCCAUCGAGAAGGUGGUGCAGAUGACCAAUGAGUCCCUUACCUUACCUCUCCCCCUCCCUCUACUCCCAACCUCCACCUCCCUCCCACAGCUCCCUAAAUCCUCCUCUUGCCCUCCAGUUCCCACUUCUCCUUCUCUUCCAAACCUUCCUUCCCUCCUUCCCUCCCUCCAGUCCCUAACUCUCCCUCCUUCCCUCCCUCCAGUCCCUAACUCUCCCUCUCUCCCUCCCUCCUGAACAGCGACAUCAAGAGAAUCGGGGUCCGCCUGCCUGGCCACCAGAAACGAAUUGCCUACAGCCUCCUGGGUCUUAAGGAGCAAGUGAACACCGUGGGGAUCCCCAUCUGAGUGGAGCUACCCAGUGUAGGACCGGAGGAUGGGCCCAGGGAGGAAAGAUGUUCCUGUGCCCCGCAACCCCUCCAUUCUCCUCCACAAAUGGAAAAUACUUGAAGAAACUCAGAAUGAAAACAAACCAUGGCCUCCUCCCUCCUGGAGGAAAACUGGCUGCUACGUAAGGAGAGGGCUUCGCCAUCUUCCGGGCCUCUGCAUUAUUUUCCUGGACCCUGGGCGCUCUCUUCGUCAGACACAGGAAGUUCCUCAUGGAUGCCGCCCGGGCUUCAAUGUACAAGGGCUUCCUAACCCCUUGCUUGGGGUGUCUGAUGCCCCUCCGCCAGGCCGGAUUACUACUGGCGCAACAGCCUGUUUGAGGCUUUUCUUCAGACUGGUUCUGUGUCUCUGAGAAAGGGCCUCGACCUUGAUGGGCAUCAAGCACUUAAAUGUAUCUAUCUUUGGGGAAAACAAACCCAUUGACUCUUGUGGCAUUUUCAAAACUGCUUUGUGGGCUUUUUUUGCCCAUAAGGCAGUGGGGAGGGGGUGGUCCAGGUCUCGACCAUCACCAUGGGGGAAAGGUACCCCAUCCCCAUUCACUCUUUAUAAGAGAACAGAGCCUGAACUCUUGAAAAGUUAAAAACCCAAACAGCACCAUGGAGACCAGACCGCAGACGGAUAGACAAACCGACUGAGGAGCCUGGGUAUCCCUCUUCCUCGUCCUCUCCCAUUCUCUGUAAUUUGGACCAUCCCUUCCCACUUUCCUCUCAUUCUCCAGCCCAAAGUCCUGUUUGGCUGUCGCCUAGAAAGUUUUCAUUGGGUAGUAUUUUUAUUUUAUAUAUUUUGUACUUCAUAGAGAGUGUGUUUGUGUGGGACCCUGCUGGGGGUGGGGGGAGACAGUGGGGGGAUGGGAGGGUCCUAUUUCUGACAUUCCUGAGUCUGGGAGGAAACAGGCUGGCCAGGCUGCACAGUCAGAUGCUCUGACUUCCGAGGGAUGGUCUUCCUUUUCCUCCCUCUCCGUUUAUUCCGGCCUCCUGCCUUACUCCCCUCAAUGAUGGUCACUAGUCUGUCAGUGUUAAUCUUUGCAAGGUUGAUGUUUUAUGGGUUAUUUUUUUUUGGUGACAUUAAUUUAUUAUUUUUUAUAUUUAUUGUUAGAAAUUAAUUAUUUCUACAUUGAAUUAAAGUUGCGAUUGGUUUCCAAAUA
Messenger RNA from Monodelphis domestica (gray short-tailed opossum), 4514 nucleotides. Lineage: Eukaryota; Metazoa; Chordata; Mammalia; Didelphimorphia; Didelphidae. The record is from RefSeq and is a predicted model, not a curated record.